Messenger RNA from Phoenix dactylifera (date palm), 2326 nucleotides. Its product is annotated as bifunctional protein FolD 4, chloroplastic-like. The record is from RefSeq and is a predicted model, not a curated record. Gene Ontology annotation, biological process: tetrahydrofolate interconversion. Gene Ontology annotation, cellular component: cytosol. Lineage: Eukaryota; Viridiplantae; Streptophyta; Magnoliopsida; Arecales; Arecaceae. Gene Ontology annotation, molecular function: methylenetetrahydrofolate dehydrogenase (NADP+) activity; methenyltetrahydrofolate cyclohydrolase activity.
CCGCCCACAGCAAUGGCCGCCGGGAUUCCUCUACCUUUAUCCGACCCCAAGCCCCACUCCCAAUCCCAGCUGCCACCCUCCCAUCCCUCCCUUCUCCCACGCCCCAGUCGCCGCCCAUUCUUCCUCGUCCUUUACCACAACCAAUGCUCCUCUCCUCCGCCGCCGCUCUUCCCCCUCCCUCCAUACCACCGGCGCUGCAACCCCCACCCCAUCACCUCCUCUCGAACAGCGACGAGAGGUAGCACGGCAUACCAAUACCUCCCAUCCUGUUUUAAUCUAACCGCGGGGAGAGAUAGCGAGGGUCACGCCUUCUCCUCAUCUUUCUCCCGGCCUCUCCCCACCGCCGCCGCGAGAGCCGGACCGCCUCUCAAGAAAAGCCGCCGCGCCUCCUCCUCCUCUCUCCGGCCCAUCCGGUUCGAUGCGAACCGCCGAGUUAUGUGUAACCGUCCGCCGGUUCGUAAUGUUCUUUCCGGUUCCUGUAUCUCAGCGGUUGAACUUUGAACAGUUUGUGGAAUUGCGGCACGUGUAAGCUCCUUUCUUACCACGCCCGGAUCUAAUCAAACGGCUGCGAUUAAGUCGUCUCAGUCCGAAUGCAGGUAGAGUCAUGGAUUCCGUCGUCUUCAUAUAUAUUGAAACUAAUCAGAGCAGCGGGCGGCAGCCUGGGAAACGGGAACAAAAAGCUCAAAUUGGCGCGCGUCUCCGCCGCCGUUCUCUCCCCCCUCGGAAACCCUAGCAGAGCCUCCCAUCUCUUCUCCCUUCCCGUCUCGAUCAAAACCCUAACCCCGGAGUCUUCCUUUCCUUUCGUCUCUUCUGUCUUCGGGCGCAGGAAUAUGGCAUCGUCGGUGCUCUCGGACUGCUCUUUGCCGGCGCCGGCUCGGCUUCUUCCAUUCCAGAGGAGCGUCCAAAGUCGGACGUCCCAAUUCCAGCGCUCGGUUUCGUUCGCGUGGAGGCCCUUGAGCCUGAGUGCGAUUCGAUCCACUGCCUCUCCUCAUUGGAGCUUAUCGGCCUCCGCAUCAGUGGCUGUAACUACUGAAACUUCUGCUAAGGUUAUUGAUGGCAAGGCAGUUGCAAAGCAGAUAAAAGACGAAAUUGCUGGAGAAAUAGUGAGGAUGAAGGAUGGGAUUGGGAUUGUUCCAGGAUUGGCAGUCAUUCUGGUAGGUUCUCGGAAGGACUCUCAAACAUAUGUUCGCAAUAAGAAGAAGGCUUGUGAAGCUGUGGGUAUCAAGUCUUAUGAAGCUAAUUUGCCUGAAGACAGCACUGAAGAAGAAGUGCUUAAGCACAUUGCUUGCUUUAAUGAUGAUCCAUCAGUUCAUGGCAUCCUGGUUCAGUUGCCUCUGCCUCGUCAUAUGAAUGAGGAGAAAAUUUUGAAUGCCAUUGGUUUAGAGAAAGAUGUGGAUGGUUUCCAUCCAUUGAAUAUUGGCCGUCUUUCUAUGCAAGGUAGAGAUCCUUUGUUUGUUCCCUGUACCCCUAAAGGGUGCAUGGAGUUGUUGCACAGGUAUGGUGUAGAGAUCAAAGGGAAGAGAGCGGUUGUGAUUGGGCGGAGCAAUAUUGUUGGAAUGCCUGCUGCAUUAUUGUUGCAAAAAGCAAAUGCAACCAUUAGCAUGGUGCACUCAUACACUAAGAACCCUGUGGAAAUCACAAGACAGGCAGAUAUCAUCAUUUCAGCUGCUGGAGUAGCUAAUUUGGUGAGGGGUAGCUGGAUAAAGCCUGGUGCAGUUGUGAUAGACGUUGGGAUCAAUCCAGUUGAUGAUGCUCAAAGCCCUCGUGGUUAUCGACUGGUUGGUGAUGUCUGUUAUGAAGAGGCCUGUAAGGUAGCUUCUGCUAUUACACCAGUUCCUGGUGGAGUUGGUCCAAUGACCAUAGCCAUGCUACUAUCCAACACACUCAGCUCAGCAAAAAGGAUACACGAUUUCAAUAAUCAUAAAAAAGCAUAUGCGGGGUGCAUGUACAUUCUUUCUCCUGAGGCGUUAUCAACCAUCUAAAGUGCCAUCUGAUGUUUCACUUGUAUUAGAUGGAACUCUGGAGGCAAUGGAUUGCACAAUUGGCGUAGCCCUUCUCCUAGUAUCGGUUUCAAUUCUAAUGUACUGAGAAAACUCUUUAUCUUCUAAAAUGCUUGCCCUCAAUGCAAUAGGAUUUGAUUGCCAAACCCAGGAAGAACUGACUCCCAUGGUGGUAAAUUAAGAUUGUGCAUGUCAAAGUUGGUGGAUGAGAAUUCGAGGGGUUCAACUCAGUUUGGCUCCAUGUGGAUUUUAAGUCGGUGGCAUGUAACAUUCCCGGUAUCCCACCACCCCACUUUUAUAUAGGGCAUACCACCUGGCUGAAAACU